This is a messenger RNA of Saitoella complicata NRRL Y-17804, 330 nucleotides long. RefSeq lists its product as uncharacterized. Gene Ontology annotation, biological process: thymine catabolic process; L-valine catabolic process. NCBI's taxonomy places the organism in Eukaryota, Fungi, Ascomycota, Saitoellomycetes, Saitoellales, Saitoellaceae. Gene Ontology annotation, molecular function: malonate-semialdehyde dehydrogenase (acetylating, [NAD(P)+]) activity; methylmalonate-semialdehyde dehydrogenase (acylating, NAD+) activity. The annotation marks the transcript as partial. Gene Ontology annotation, cellular component: mitochondrion. The transcript has a single exon. The record is from RefSeq and is a predicted model, not a curated record.
GGCUGCCCUUUCAAGCUUGUUGGCAAGCUCUCUGGGAUAACAGGAGAUUGGGAGUUAUCGACAAAGAACGGGGAGCACAACCAUGAGCCCGUAAUCGAUCCCACGGCACUCCCCCAGCACAGGAAACUCACAGCCACCCAGAUCAAAGACAUUGAGAGGAUGACGAAGGCAGGUGCGCUGCCUAGGACUAUUGCCGUGGCCCUACGCGAGGACCCGGAGGGCAACCCAGACUUUUUGCGCCGCAACAUCUACAACGCCAAGCGCGACCUUCGCGUCAAGAAUCUUGCCGGGCGUACACCCAUUGUUGCCUUGUUGGACAAACUCGAAGAA